Molecule: messenger RNA, 1790 nt
Organism: Paramormyrops kingsleyae
Lineage: Eukaryota; Metazoa; Chordata; Actinopteri; Osteoglossiformes; Mormyridae
Biological process (GO): embryo development; regulation of transcription by RNA polymerase II
Cellular component (GO): nucleus
Molecular function (GO): RNA polymerase II transcription regulatory region sequence-specific DNA binding; DNA-binding transcription factor activity, RNA polymerase II-specific
Source: RefSeq, a predicted model, not a curated record
ACAUGGUAGAAACGCGCCAGUCAUCUGUGCACACUGUUAUCGUGGAAAAUUGACGUCAUGAUAACAACUAAUUACUAAUCUCACAGAUAUACCCUGCAGAUGUAGCCAAUGAAUAAACUACAGUCGACUGUUCGGGGAGAAGACUUAGUUUAAUCCGGUGUUCAUCGUAGCACGAUGCUUUACCAUACUGGUUUCCACGAGCAGUUAGGCUCUAUAAUGGACAAGUUAGCCAAGGCGGCUAUGACCGAAAUUUGCAGGCUUGUCGAUGACGGUUAUGCAGUGUUACGGCUGGAGAUAUCUCAAAAGCAGAAAGAAAAUGAAGACUUGAAGGGCAAAUUAAAGAUGUUAGAGCUGGUACUUGCACAAGAAUAUAGGGAGACAAGUGGGACAAGCCGGGUCGAUGCAAUAAACAGCUGUUCUAACUCUGAUGUCCAGGAUCGCGACAAAUUACAGGGGGCUAAUUUUCCCAACAAAGCCAGAGACCUUGACAUGCAGUUGGGUGUGGGUGUGUGGAGAGAUGGAGUGUGCACCGCUACCGACCGCUCCUUACAACCUGCACUAAGCGUGUCCCAGUGUGUAGCUGUAAAUGAGAGAAAGCCAGAAUCUCUGUUUAUCAAGGAGGAAGAUGCUGAAGAGGAAUUUGGAAGCAGAGUUCAAGAUGUGGAUAUCAACGUCAGUGACCAAAGAACAGAGCAGGUGCUUCUGGAUUGUGAGAAAGCUGCUCUUAUUUUGGACAAGGAAAGUCUUUCUCUGCCCCAGGGGAUCACUUAUGAUUUUUGGGAGAGCAGUGCAUUGGAAACUGAUCUAAAAACAGAGAAAGAGAGUAGAAACCAACGAUCCCAGCAUGCAAUAUCUGAACACAAUCUACAAACAGUGAACAAUAUGAACUCUGAAUACAUUAUGUAUGAGACUCCCAAUCAGUCAAGGUCUUUUUGUCAAAAUAAAGGAGAAAUGGACACUGAACACACUACCUAUAGCUGUAAAAUAAAGAACUUGUCUGUUCAGCCAGAGCUACAGUGUACUCUGCCUACAGAGAAAAGUUCUGAUAAUUGUUUCCCUCGUUUUGGAUCUCUAGAUGAAAAACACAAAGUUAUUCAAACCAACUCAUUGUCUUUCAGUAGGGAGUAUGAAGUGUGUUCAGCAUGGAAGAAAGACACAGAGGUGGGAGUGGUUCACGUGCAACACAAGCAUGAUGGUGAAAAUGGGCAAAGAAAGGGCACUGAGGCAGGCAGUGUCACCAAGAGCUGUUUGAUGGAUGCACAAAUGACAGCUGUAGCAUUUUCAACAGCUCCUAGAUCGUAUGCCGCAGAUGUUGACAUGUUUAUACCUGGUUAUAAAUGUUUUACUGCAUCAGAAAGUGUGAAGACGAAUGCCAGAUUUGGAACACGAAAGAAAAGGUUUGUAUGCAAAUAUUGUGGGAAGAGUUGUACUCGUUCAACUGGUCUAAAAAUACAUCAGAGAGUUCAUACUGGAGAAAAACCAUUUAGCUGUACAUACUGUGACAAAAGGUUUUCAGAUGCAAGUAAUCUUAGGAAACAUCAAAGAUUUCACAGUGGAGAAAGGCCGUUUAUUUGCGUCCAUUGUGGAAAGAAAUUCAAUCAAUCCUCCAAUCUUAAAACACAUUUGAAAGUUUAUCAUGAUUCUUGAGGACCCAUUUUGAAAUCAUAUAUUGUUACAUAUAAAUAUUAGAAUUUACUAGCAAAUGUGUAUUGUACUAAUAUCUGUGAACAUGCCCCAAUGUUUUGUACUGUAUAACCUUGAUUUAAUAAAAUAUUGUUACAAAUAUUAUA